GGUAACAUUCGGCUCGGCUCAGUAGUUGGGUAGUGUUGAGAGUGAAUAGGUGGUGGUGUUACCCGUCCCGCAAGGCAUCGCGCGCCCCUUGCCUCCAGCUGCCUCGCGGACGCUGAGAAACAUCUUGUGCGCCAUCGUCUGCAAAGAGAGAGAGAAGAAAGAAAAAAAAAUGGAGCGUGAGGUGAACUUGACACGUUUCCCUGUGAUUUUACAAUACUUGCUACUGACUUGCGAGGAGUAAUUGGUGUCUAUUUCCCCAGAGUUUUCGGGUAGAGAGAGAGAGAGAGAAAGAAACUGCAAACUUUGGUUGAACUUGGGAGGCCAAAAUCGAAUAAUGUGAUUGACGGACUGAAUUGUGAACAGUAACACAUCGGCUAGAAUGACGGAAAAAGUCGCCGCCUAAAACAUAUAAAAAAAAAAAACUUGGGAAAAGAGAAAGAAAAAUGAUUCUAGAUGAGCUCGUUCUUCGAGAAGCACUGAAACGUUUCUUCUGGGUCCCUAGAUCGAAGUAGGUUAUGUAUGGCAAGUCAGAGGACGGUCUUCUCUUCAAGAGGAUUUAAUGCAUCAGGUCAAAGGACGACAUGAUUCCUCGCUCGUGUGGUUAGAUCGACACACAACGGAACUAGCAGUACUCCAGAACAUGGAUUGAAUGAUCUAAUAAUAAUGGUUGGAUACAUGUAGCUCCAUAGCUCAUCGUCCAGGGGAAAUGACCAGGAACUCGACCUCAUUGCUAGCAAUGAAGAUGGACGAUCAGCCGGCCUCCACUCACGUCACAGAAGGCCCGGAACUGGAGGUCACCCUGGCCACAGCCGAAAAUCAGACAUAUCAGGUCAUGCUGGAAACAUUGUGCAAUCAGUCUUACAAUAAAAUCAACGCCACCGCCCCUUCCCCAAAGCUGUUUGCGUUCACUGUGUACGGAGUGCUCCUGACUACCAUAGGUCUACUGGGAAUCGCUGGAAAUCUCAUUUCGAUCACUAUACUGUCCAGGCGUAAUUUGCGUUCAUCCAUCAACUGUUGCCUAAUCGGUCUGACGUUCUUCGACAUGAUAGUCACGACCACAUCCAUCCUCAUGUUUGGACUCUCGGAGAUCUGCGAGUACACCGGAGCGAUGACUUGGUACGCCAAUGGACUCUACCAGAGGGUGAUGCCCUUCGUCUAUCCUCUGGGGAUGAUAGCCCAGACGGGCUCGAUAUACCUGACAGUGACGGUCACUGUCGAGCGGUACGUUGCGGUCUGCCGGCCCCUACAAGCGAGGUCGCUCUGUACUUACGGCCGAGCUAAGGUGUAUGUGUUGGCCGUCGCCUUUUUUUCCAUAAUCUAUAAUCUUCCCAGGUUUUGGGAAGUGUCCUAUCAGGUGUGUAGACUAGACAACAUGGAAGAGAUCGUGAUUGUGGUGCCGUCAGCCCUGAGACAAAACGUUCAUUAUAUUCAAAUAUACAUCAUGUGGAUGUACCUGUUUGUAAUGUACUUGGUACCUUUCCUUAGCCUCAUGGUCUUCAAUUCCUUCAUCUAUAGAGAGGUUCGAGCAGCUAACCAGGAGCGCAAGCGUCUGAGCAGGCUGGAGAGGAAAGAGAUCGGUCUGGCCGUGAUGUUACUGGUGGUCGUCACGGUGUUCUUCCUGUGCAAUGUCCUGGCGUUUAUCAUCAACGUUUUAGAGUUGUCGCGUAUCGUCAUCGACGAACUCACCGUCGCCAGCAACCUGCUGGUCACGAUCAAUUCCUCGGUGAACUUCAUCAUUUAUUGCAUCUUCGGGCAGAAGUUCCGUAGAGUCUUCUUGAAAAUGUUCUGCUCCAGGAUACUGCCGGGUUCCUUGGCCAGGGACCGCGCGAACAGCGCCUACUGCGAGCCUUCCCGCUUCUUGACCAACGGCGGAGCCACAGAGACCAUCUGCCUGCCUACUGCUAGCGGCCACCGGCGAAGCCACCCCUUGGCCAAACACGGGACUCCUCGCACCUCCCUGAACACAACCGUGGAGUCCACUUACCACAACAGAAGAAACGACUUCUAUGAAUACGAUAAAAAAGAACAGUCCGCGUCUCAGUGUUUCGAUUAAGCACGUUCCAGUGAACUUAGGUUUAAGAGAUACUUGUGAUAAUGCUCAUUACCCAAAAAUAUUUCUGUGUGCGAAAUGUCUAUGAUCUAUAAAUGUGUAAAUGCUUUUAAAUGAAUUCUGCAUCAUA
This is a messenger RNA of Macrobrachium nipponense, 2180 nucleotides long. RefSeq names its product FMRFamide receptor-like. Gene Ontology annotation, molecular function: G protein-coupled receptor activity. Gene Ontology annotation, cellular component: membrane. Bases 707 to 2053 code for a protein of 448 amino acids. The record is from RefSeq and is a predicted model, not a curated record. The transcript is spliced from 5 exons. Gene Ontology annotation, biological process: G protein-coupled receptor signaling pathway. NCBI's taxonomy places the organism in Eukaryota, Metazoa, Arthropoda, Malacostraca, Decapoda, Palaemonidae.